CCUGCCAGCUGCUGUGCCGCGUGAAGGGUCUGGGCCCGAGUCCAGCCUGCCGCAGGCUACCCGCCCGGCCCGCCUCCCGGCCUCUGCUCCAGGCGGGCUCUGCCCAGGGGCGCCCUCCGAGCUGUAAGCACUCCUUUGGAAAGUGGAUGUCAACUGAAGACAAAGUAAAGAACUUAAGAUCAGAGGCUGCCUGGGAGUGGCCAGGAUUUUCUCGGAUCCCCAGGCCCUGGUAGGACAGCCCAGGUUUGCACUGUUUGGAGUACGUGUUCCUCUCUGUGCAGCUCAAUACUUGAAUAUCCACAAUGGCCAACGAAGCUAGUCCUUGUCCCUGUGACAUCGGCCAUAGGCUCGAGUAUGGAGGGAUGGGGUGUGAAGUUCAAGUUGAGCACGUCAAGGCAUAUGUCUGCAAAUCCCCCAUAGACAGCGGCAAAGCCGUGAUUGUCAUCCAUGAUAUAUACGGCUGGCAACUGCCAAAUACCAGAUAUAUGGCCGACAUGAUCGCAGCAAAUGGAUACACGACCGUCAUCCCAGACUUCUUCAUAGGGCAGCAGCCUUGGCAGCCCUCUUACGACUGGUCCUCCUUCCCCGAGUGGGUGAAAACCAGAAAUGCCAGGAAGAUUGAUAAAGAAGUGGACGUGGUCUUGAAGUAUCUGAAACAACAGUGUCGUGCCCAGAAAAUUGGCAUCGUGGGAUUCUGCUGGGGCGGCAUUGGUGUCCAUCAUGUGAUGACAAGAUACUUGGAACUCAGGGCAGGGGUGUCUGUCUACGGCAUUGUCAAGGAUUCUGAAGACGUAUACAGUUUAAAGAACCCCACAUUGUUUAUUUUUGCUGAAAAUGAUGCCGUGAUUCCUCUUGAGCAAGUUGCUUUGCUGACCCAGAAGUUGAAAGAACACUGCAAAGUUGAUUAUCAAGUUAAAACAUUUUCUGGACAAACCCACGGGUUUGUGCAUAGAAAGAGAGAAGAUUGUUCACCUGCAGACAAGCCCUAUGUUGAGGAGGCCAGAAGGAAUCUAAUUGAGUGGCUGAACAAGUAUGUUUAGCAUUGGCCAAGCACAAACUUUCUCAAAAGAGCUUUCAUUUAAAAAUUUGCUUCUAAAUACUUAGAUUGUCUGAUUUAAUUUUCACUUUAUGUAAAAUAGAUCAAAGAAUCCUGAAAUCCAUUAUUUCAUCUGAAACACAAAUUCACUAGGAAAUGAUCAUGUAUGAAAUGAUUUAAAUUCAUUUUUAACAUGUACAUAAAAUUAAAAAUAAAUUAAUUGGUUGGUACUUGGAGAAGGUGAAUGAGAGAAUAAUAUCAGAAUUAGCAGUAAAAACCUUCCUGACAGCCUGGGAGGCUGCCUGGCCUCCUGGCCUUCCUGAUCUUUACUUGAAUGACUCUUUUAAAAUAAUGCAGCAAAGCCCCGAAGAACAUGAACUGCAAACUCAGGUUGAUUGAAAGCCCCACUUAAUUAGACACUUACCUUUUGUGUUAAUAGAGCUGAAUUUGUCAUGUUCAUAUAUUGCAAUGUGAGAAGUAUUGAGAUUAAAAUAGGGUGCCAUUGACCUAAUUGUGUUAAACCAAUAAACUUAUUUUUUGAAUUUUGGAA
This is a messenger RNA of Choloepus didactylus (southern two-toed sloth), 1586 nucleotides long. RefSeq names its product carboxymethylenebutenolidase homolog (gene CMBL). The transcript has 6 exons. Bases 303 to 1040 code for a protein of 245 amino acids. The record is from RefSeq and is a predicted model, not a curated record. Lineage: Eukaryota; Metazoa; Chordata; Mammalia; Pilosa; Megalonychidae. Gene Ontology annotation, molecular function: hydrolase activity.